This is a messenger RNA of Daucus carota subsp. sativus, 3023 nucleotides long. RefSeq names its product DNA (cytosine-5)-methyltransferase CMT3-like. Gene Ontology annotation, biological process: negative regulation of gene expression via chromosomal CpG island methylation. Bases 993 to 1223 code for a protein of 76 amino acids. Gene Ontology annotation, cellular component: nucleus. The transcript is spliced from 6 exons. NCBI's taxonomy places the organism in Eukaryota, Viridiplantae, Streptophyta, Magnoliopsida, Apiales, Apiaceae. Gene Ontology annotation, molecular function: DNA (cytosine-5-)-methyltransferase activity; DNA binding. The record is from RefSeq and is a predicted model, not a curated record.
AUUUCAGGAAUGCCAUCGUCCCUUCGUUUUCUGCUUAGUUUGCAGCAGUUUCUCCAUGUUCUCUGCCAGCUCUUUUAUUCGGCUUAGCUGUUCUCUCCUUGCCUGCGAUUUAUUUGGUGCUGGGUUGCCUCUCUUCAGUUGAGGUUUUCUCCUGGUUUGGGUUUUGGAGAAAGAGAUUCAUUUUCUAUUUAUAUAUUGAUGGUUCCUCGAAAAGACGUGGCGGGCAUAGUUUUUUUCACAGUAAAAAUCAUUUUUUUUUCAAAUUGUUGGUUGCUUUUCUCAAGUCAAGACUGGGAUUUGUUCGCAUAGCUAUGGAGAAGAUAUGUGAUACAGUGCCAGAUUGUGGCUUUGGUCAGACUGAAAUCAAUAAAUGGUGGAAGCCUAAUGCCGAUUUGAUCCUGCAAAUUGGUAGAGCAAUAAGGGUUGCGCCUAUCAUCUUCCGGGGAAUCUGUGGAAAUGGGGUGGCCAUCGGAGAGCAAGUAGAUUCAGUCAAGUCUAUUCAAUUCAGACAGUUUAUCACUCAGACCGGUCAUCUCUCUCUCUCUCUCUCUCUCUCUCUCUCCCUCUCCCUCUCUCUCUCCCUGCAUAUUUAUGUUUUUUGUACAGAAUCUUAAAUCUCUCUGUCAAGCUUGGAAAAGAUAAAGUUUUGGACGUUGACAAGUAAUCCUUUUUACGAAAAGGAGAUCUAUUUAUAUUUUUCAGCGUCUUGAUUUUGCAAUUACAGAAUGUCCUCCAUUCUUUUAUAAGGCUUAGUUUAAAGUUCAGGGGUUUUAGCCUUUUGUUAAUUUGUCUAGAACAAAAGGUGUACAUUAAUUUAUUUAUAUUUUAAAUAAAUUCAUCGUACUAAUUUUGUUUUACUAGUGGUGGGGGAGUAAUCAAUCUCGCAUUUUUUUAUCUACAUGCAUGAUUGUUACAUCGACACUAAUUUUAUGGAAAGGAUUGAUGUGUGUAACUGGUAGCGAGUCACCUGUAGUUGUGGUCUUUCAGGAAGCAUGGAGCCUCGCUUUAAGAGAUCAAAUGCGGUCACCUACGAUGAAGGUUGUGCUCCUAAAUUACAGGACAAACUGUACUUGGGAGAUGCAAUUUCUGAGUUCCCAGCAGUGGACAAUAAUGAACCCCGUGACGAGAUGCCUUAUGGAACUGAUCCAAAAACCGAGUUUCAGAAGUUCAUCAGAUUAAGGGAAGAAAUAAUCCAAAGUAGCGGCAAUGGUGUGCACCGGUGACUGCAAUCCAGUGCCUAUUGAUAAAAUUAGAAAACCAAGUUCAGGGGAAGAUACAUACUGGAAGGGAAACAAACUUCCUGGUAAUUAUACUUUUUCAGUCAAAAUUACUUUGAUAAGGUAGAACCUAUUAUCUUUCUCAUUAAAGUAAAGAGACUUGAUGCAUAAGGUGUCCCCAUUCAAGUCUAAGCUUUUAAAUCUCCCACCAACUUAUUUAUAAGUUGUAUCACACUCUGUAUAGUUUUUGAGAAGGAAACGCAUUAAAAUUUCAUAAUUAUAUAUUGCGAUCCACGUUUAGUCUGCUUUAUUUGAGUCAAAUACUGUGUUAAAAUUAGAUAAGUCUUGGAAGUGUCCUUCUCAGGAACAAAAUCAUAACACAUGUGUCAAGACUUUUUGAAGCCCUUGCUCUGGUAACUUUUUAAACUGACUAUAUGAAAGUAUAAGUUUUAUCAGUACCCGGUAAGUUAUAUAUUUUUUCGAACUCUAGAAACAGGUUCUGCAAAUUGUUGCAUUUUGAUAAAAGCCCUGAUACUUGUGUAAUAUCUUAUCUGUAGGAAGUAGUAAUGACAUUAUAAUUUGAACAGUUUUGGUGUGUAUGUUGAUGGUCUUCUAUGAGCUCGAUGAUUGUUUUAGACUUUUUUUUAAGUGGCCAAACUUAUAUACUCAGAUAGUUUCAUCUUUACCAUAGCAUCUUGUGUUCUCACGUAGGUGUGUAUUCAUGGUCUUGGCUGAACUGGAAACUCAUGACACGAAGGCCUAAAAUGAUAUUCUCCCAAGAUUAUGCAAAAUAUAUAACAUAUCAUACAUCUCAUGUCUUGAUCUUUUCUUUUACAUUUUAAUGGUGAUAAGACAAUAUUAAUAAUAUAAUUUGAUGUACUUGGUCACUAAGGAUGCAAAUUCAAAUUCCAGGAUGUUAUGUAUCUUGCUGAAGAAGCAGGAGAAACCCAAUGUUGUUAUAAUUUGAAUAUUGUAAUUUGAAUAAUGAGUAUAGAACAAAGAAUACUUGAUCUUCUAUCAGGUUUUGCAAAUAACUUGCAUUUGGCUACAGAAAGAAAUGCAUCAAAUUAGAAAAUCUAGAAAUUGUCCUUGCUCUCAGCCACGGAACCAAAUGCAUGUCAUAUGGUUCAGGUUGAGCUGGGGAUAUGAUUACACACCCACAUCAGAAUACAAGAUCCUAUAGUAAAUAUAUUCUUUAAAGAUAUAAAUCUUAACCAAGCUUGCAUAUAAAAAAUUGCAGACGGUACAUUUCAUGUCUUAAUUUUAUCUUUUAUAUUCUAUUAAGGUAGUGGAGCUUUUUUUUAUAAUAUAAAUUGAUUGAUACCUAUUUUAAAUAUAUGCGAUAUUGUCCUUGAUUGGCUAAUCGGGCCAAUUUAUUGUUGAUUAUUGUAUGUUUGUGUGUACUGCUUGCAUCUUAUUCAUAGUAAUAUAAAAUUAAAUGAUGCCAACAGUUGGUUAGAACAAUGUGCAAGUCAUUUAGAGCUCCAAUAGCACUGACAUAAUAUUUGUAUUAUUAGUUUUCUUAACCCUAGAAAGAAAAGAUGUUUUUGAGUUGAGGUAAAUGUUAGGCUCUCUCAAUAAAUUUUGGCGGGAUGAGUUUAAGUCAUAUAAUUGGGUUUUGUUACUUACAAUGCCUGAGCUAUUAGCUAAGCAAACUGUCAUCCACAGGAAAGACAGGAAUGCAAAAAGUAUUUUCAUCCAUUCAACACCCUAAACUCCCAGUCUUUUAAAUGAUUGACAUCAAUAAAUUUAUGACGGAAUUGUGAAUUAUGUAUAUAUGAAUAUAUCACAAUUAAAAUAUUAUAA